AUGGCUCAAGAGAAUGAUAGUCAAGAUGAUUUUCAAGAGAAUGAUAGCCAAGGUGAUUUCCAAGAGAAUGAUAGCCAAGCAUUUUGUAGCCUGAUUGAAGAAGAUAAAGAGUUUGAAAAUGAGAUAAAUAUAACUGACUUUAUAUUAGAAAAACCAAAGCUUUCAGAAAGUCUUGAAAAUAAAUUUAGCCUAUAUUUUGUGAACUUUACUGAAAUGUCUUUUUUUAUUUGGGUAAUGAAACAUUCUAUUACAACCAUGGCUUAUCAGGAACUUGUAAAAAUUAUAUUACAUGAUCAGUUUGUUUCUUCUGAAAUGCCACAAAAUAUAUACACAUUAAGACAAUAUUGA
Molecule: messenger RNA, 348 nt
Organism: Dentiscutata heterogama
Lineage: Eukaryota; Fungi; Glomeromycota; Glomeromycetes; Diversisporales; Gigasporaceae
Source: the annotation of a GenBank genome assembly